Messenger RNA from Cladophialophora yegresii CBS 114405, 1323 nucleotides. Its product is annotated as translation elongation factor Tu. Bases 1 to 1323 code for a protein of 440 amino acids. Gene Ontology annotation, cellular component: mitochondrion. Lineage: Eukaryota; Fungi; Ascomycota; Eurotiomycetes; Chaetothyriales; Herpotrichiellaceae. Gene Ontology annotation, molecular function: GTPase activity; GTP binding; translation elongation factor activity. The record is from RefSeq and is a predicted model, not a curated record. Gene Ontology annotation, biological process: mitochondrial translational elongation. The transcript has 4 exons.
AUGGCUUUCUCUCGCUCAGUCACUUCGCUUUUCCGCACAUCCCGGCACAUUGUGUCGCCUUCUCGAGGCCUCAAUCCGGUCAACAGAGUCUUUGGCCAUGAUAGAUUCGGUGCAAGAACAUAUGCUGCUGUCUUUGAGCGGACGAAGCCUCAUGUCAACGUCGGUACCAUUGGUCACGUCGACCAUGGCAAAACCACCCUCACAGCAGCCAUCACGAAACGACAAGCAGAAAAAGGAAUGGCGCAAUUCCUCGACUACGGCAAGAUUGACAAGGCCCCCGAAGAGCGGAAACGUGGUAUCACAAUUGCAACCGCGCAUAUCGAGUACGAAACGGAUAACCGCCACUACUCCCACGUCGACUGUCCCGGCCACGCCGAUUACAUCAAGAACAUGAUUACUGGCGCUGCCCUGAUGGACGGUGCCGUUGUCGUGGUUGCUGCAGGUGAUGGACAGAUGCCCCAGACAAGAGAACACUUACUGCUUGCCCGUCAGGUCGGCGUUCAGAAGCUGGUUGUCUUCGUCAACAAAGUUGAUACUGUGGAAGACCCAGAAAUGUUGGAACUCGUCGAGAUGGAAAUGCGCGAACUCCUGGGAUCAUACGACUUUGACGGAGACAACACCCCUAUCAUCUUCGGCUCAGCACUUUGCGCGCUUGAAGGCAAGAGACCCGAAAUUGGCACAGAGAAGAUCGAUGAGCUCCUAAAGGCCGUCGACGAAUGGAUCCCGACCCCUGCCCGAGACACCGAGAAGCCUUUUCUCAUGUCUGUCGAAGAAGUCUUUUCCAUCGCUGGCCGUGGCACAGUUGCUUCCGGACGUGUCGUGCGAGGUAUCUUGAAGAAGGACAGUGAUGUGGAGAUUGUUGGAGGCCGUGAAGAGGUCAUCAAGACCAAGGUCACUGAUAUUGAGACCUUCAAAAAGUCUUGUGACGAGUCAAGAGCCGGUGAUAACUCUGGACUGCUACUGCGAGGCGUCAAGCGCGAGGACAUCCGACGUGGCAUGGUUAUUGCCGUUCCCAACAGCGUCAAAGCCCAUCAGGAGGCUCUCGUGUCACUCUAUAUCUUGACCGAGGAAGAGGGAGGCAGAAAAUCUGGGUUUACCGAGAACUACAAGCCGCAGGUCUACAUCCGAACAGCAGAUGAAGCUGCCCAGCUGAAGUUCCCCGAAGGCACCGAGGAUACUAGCAGAAUGGUCAUGCCUGGAGACAACCUCGAGAUGGUCCUGAAAACACAUCACCCGGUAGUCAUGGAAGCUGGUGAACGGUUCAACAUGAGAGAAGGCGGACGAACCGUGGCAACCGGUCUCAUCACCAGGAUCCUGAAAUAA